CGGAGGGCACGGCGCUGCUAACUGAGUGUUGGGUGUUAGCUCAGUCUGCCAGGUGAACCUACCACUGACUACUUCUGAUCUUUCAAGAGAAAUCAGGAAGAUUAAGGUGAUCUGCUGAGAUGCCCAUCAUGGUAGAUGACAUCAUGAAGCUUUUAUGCUCGAUUUCCCAAGAAAGGAAGAUGAAGGCGGCCGUCAAGCACUCUGGAAGGGGUGCUGUGGUUGUGGGGGCAAUGGCCUUCGUCGGUGGCUUGGUUGGUGGCCCACCAGGAUUAGCUGUUGGGGGAACUGUUGGGGGCCUGUUAGGUGCCUGGAUGACGAGUGGACAGUUUAAGCCCGUUCCUCAGAUCUUAAUGGAGCUGCCCCCUGCUGAACAGCAGAAACUUGUUAAUGAAGCCACUGCCAUCAUCAGGAACUUGGACUGGACAGAUGCGGUGCAGCUGACUGCUCUGGUCAUGAGCAACCAGGCCAUGCAACAGAAGCUCUUGGCCAUGCUAACAACCUAUGUCACCAAGGAGCUGCAGGCUGAGAUCCGCUAUGAUGACUAAGUCACUCCCCCUGGGGAAUGGAGCUUUCAUUUUAGAUGAUUCUAUGGCUCUCAAAAGGUGACCAGGGAAUGGGGGAAGCCUGACAGGUACUUCUGAGAAACUUGUAUAUUACCAGCAUUGACUGUAAGCUGCUGUGCUAGUGAAUCCUGUUGGACUGUCCUGCUGGAGAGGCCUUGGCCAUGCAUCUUGGGCUUUGUGUGCAAUGGAAAUGUGCAGGCAUGCCUGCUGUAGGCAUUCACAAAUAGCUUGGAGUCCUCCUGAUCAUGUGGGUCUAAAAGAAGUUCUCAUGUUGUUGGCUAGCCGACUGUACCAGAUGCUCCUCUUUCUGUGAAGAGUGUACCUCCAGGUUACCUGUUACAGGAUUAGGUCCCCUUCAUCUCCGGGGUCUUGGGAUUCAGAACCAGGUUUGUCAGGAUUGUGCUUACCUGCUGAGUGUUUCUCUUCCUUGGUCAGGGACUUUCCAGUGGUCUCAUGAUGACAACAGUCCCUCUUUUGAGUGAAGCCACAGAUGCCAGGCAGGCUCUAUGCUCUGCUACGGGCUAUGCCCCAGGCUCUCUUGAGUAACUUUAGUAAAGCUUCUAGGAUCUUCUGCCUCCUUAUGGAAAACCAUGGCACCUCUUUAUAUCUUUUAUUUUUUAAUGUCAAUUCUGGACCCCUUUUGUUCUCUAUACUUUCGUAGCCUGAGUUAAUUUAGUUCCAUUUUCUUUUUCUUCUUACUAUGUUUCCUGGGCGAAGUCCUGGGCUCAAGUGAUCUUGCUACAUAGCUUGGACCGUAGGCUUGUGCCGCCAUAGUUAGCUUUACCUCAAAGAGUGUUCUCCACUCCGCUUUUCCUGAGUCCUCCCAUGCUCUCCUCUCUGCUGGCUGCAAUCUACAGUUCAUUUGUGUGAAAAGACAAAACUAACAGUGAAUCGAGUUCAAAGAUCAACUGAGCUAGGUGCUGUGAUGCAUACCCACAGUCUCAGAUAACUGAAAGCCCAAAGGCCAGGAGUUCAAGACCAACCCGGACAUUGCAAAAGCAGGGAGAUAGGCGGGGACACUAUGCACCUUCUUAGUUGGUUUUUAUUUGCAGUCACAAAAUCAGGAGGCAGUGAGUAUUCUAGUGAGAUGGAAAGAAAGGGGAGACAGGGGAGACCAAGGGAAAGCAGAAACAAUGAGAGCACUAGGUUAACCUCCCAUGAAACUGGCUGUUGACAGAUUGGGCUAGACCUUCCUCCAUUUCCCUAAGUGACAAUGGCUCAAAUUGGACAAGUAGCUGGUUUUUUUUUUGUUUGUUUGUUUUCCUUGUGGUGUUGUGGAUGGAACCCAGGGCUUUGCCUAUGCUAAGAGCCAACACUGCACCCUGUUCCUAGUCCUCCUCUCUUGGUAGAUCCUAGACAAGUUCUCUGAGUAAUCUGGGAAUCUGCUGAUUACCACUGAGCCUGGUCCCAGCCCUUGAGUGACUCAACUUUGUUUUGGUCGGUUGGUCCUAGAGGUUAUGAACUGGAGUUCAACCAUUUGAACUGGAGUUCAACCAUUUGAACUGGAGUUCAACCAGUAACAUCAUAUACAUUUGAUUAAAUAUUUGACACUUCUUUUUAUCCCUUAUUAGAUAAGCUCACUUAUAGAAGGCAGGAGCUGUGUAUCUUGGUUACCUCUCUGAUCACCAGCUUGCUCCUGCUUGGCACCAUGGCUUUUAUGUGGCUUAGACACUCAAUAAAUAUAUAUUUUUAAAGCUAUGUAUUUUAUA
Messenger RNA from Grammomys surdaster, 2272 nucleotides. RefSeq names its product chromosome unknown C19orf12 homolog (gene CUNH19orf12). The coding region runs from base 120 to 545 and encodes 141 amino acids. The record is from RefSeq and is a predicted model, not a curated record. NCBI's taxonomy places the organism in Eukaryota, Metazoa, Chordata, Mammalia, Rodentia, Muridae. The transcript has 3 exons.